AUGAACACUCUGGCGGCUGCGGUCCGUCCUCUGCGGCUCUCUGCGCCCUGCGCCCGGACAAUCCCGGCAGCGCAGGAGCUCCGGCCCGGAGACUCUUCCAUCAGGAGGAACCUAAACGUCCAGACGUCCACGGAGACUGGGAGGCUGAAGACCAUCGACGAACUUCCGGGGCCCAGCAUACCCACCAGCCUGUACUGGAUGUUAUUCAAAGGAUAUUCAAAAAGAAUGCACCUAAUGCAGGUUUUACAGAAGAAUCUGUACGGGCCCAUUUGGCGCUCUAAGGUUGGCUCGUUUGAAAUGGUCAGUGUGGCGAGUUCGGAAUUCAUAGCUCAAGUGAUCCAGCAAGAGGGUCGCUACCCUGUCCGAGCUGAUAUGUCUCACUGGAAGGAUUACAUGGACCUGAGAGGACAUGACUACGGCCUGCAUGUGAGCACAGGAACAGACUGGUACCAAAUCCGCAAAUGUUUGAACCCCAAAAUGCUGAAGCUGGGGGAAGUGUCAGUUUAUGCCUCCACCAUACAACAGGUGGUCGGAGAUAUGGUGCAACGCAUUGAGGUCCUUCGCUGUCGCAGUCAGGACCAGGCCACGGUUUCAGACAUGGCGGCUGAGCUCUACAAGUUUGGCUUCGAGGCUGUCUCUUCAGUCCUGUUUGAAACCAGGCUGGGCUGCCUGCAGGAGGAUAUUCCCCACGACACACUGAAAUUCAUCGCCGCUGUCAACACCAUGUUGGGGUUGUCUGAUGCAGUGUUUUUUACCCCACGCUGGAGCCGCAGCAUCCUCCCCCUCUGGAAACGUUUUGUUCAGGCUUGGGACGACCUCUGUAGCGUAGGCCAGAAACUCAUCGACAGGAGAAUGGCUGAAAUCGUGGCUCAGGUGCGCAGCGGUGAGCCAGCAGACGGUCUGUACCUGAGUUAUCUGCUGUCCAGUGAAAAGCUGACCAGAUCCCAGAUCUACAUCACUUUGACAGAGCUGCUGCUUGGAGGAGUCGACACGACAUCCAACACCUUGACGUGGACUUUGUACCACUUAGCACGGGACGAGAGGGCUCAGGAGCUGCUGUACCGCCAGGUGAACUCCGUGUGUCCCAACAAACGGGAACCGACCACAGACGACCUGAGCAGGAUGCCCUACCUGAAGGCUGUCAUAAAGGAGACGUUACGCCUUUAUCCCGUGGUACCUGGAAAUGGACGCUAUGUUACUGAGAAUGAGGUGAUUGUGGGCGACUAUUGGUUCCCGAAGAAGACUCAGUUCCAUCUGUGUCAUUUUGCUGUCUGUCACGAUGAGGCAACGUUUCCGAAUCCAGAGCAAUUCACCCCAGAUCGCUGGCUCCGCUCUGUGACCUCCGGCUGGCUGCCACAAAGCUUAAACAAGCAUCGACCGUACAGCUAUAUCCCGUUUGGUGUUGGGGUGCGAGCCUGCGUGGGGAAGAGGUUGGCGGAGAUGGAGAUGCAUUUUGCUCUGUCGAGGCUGAUGCAGCACUACAAGGUCAAGCCAGAGGAAGGCGCCACGAUUGUGCACCCUAAAACUCGAGUCCUGCUGAUCCCCGAAAAGCCCAUCAACCUGCGCUUCCUGCCCAGAGCCGAGUGAGGAGCGGAGAGUUUGUGGGAGGAGACGAGGAUUUUGCUCUGUGGUUCCGCUGACUAAUGGAAUUGGCAUAUGAACCCACACUUAGUGUUAAGAAUGUGUGUGUGUUUUGUGGCCUUGCAGGGUGCACACUGCCCCUCUCUGACAAUAGUGGAAAUGCAGCCUUUACAUAACAUUGCACUCAUUUCUCUCAGGAGUAAUUCCUGUGCUUUUAUUCAUCACAUUAAAAGUUAUUUCACCUUUAACACAAGGUUGAGCGUUUACACCAAAAAAGAAAAUCUUUUUAUGGUGGAGGCAAGGGAAGGAGGAUUUAGGAAACAAAGCAACAAGAUGCAUAAGGAAGGAAACAAGGAGGUAUGGAAAGGAAAGAGAAUUGUAUAAAGGGAAACCAUUUUGCUUUUAUUCAAGAAUUGUUUAACAAAAUGUUUAUUUAACUUUACUCUACUCUAUAGUGUCUAAGUAUAAUCUUGGUGGAUGAUGAAAAGUACAAUGAAAGUACGUUUUCUGUGUUUUUAACUGUUUGAAAUGCUGUUACUAAUGUAAAUGUAUAAUGCUACGCCUCCUCCCUGUGCUGGAGUUUACAGAUUGGGAAAAACAAAAUCCCAAUGUGGAAUUUUUUUUAUAUUAUAUAAAUGUUUUUAUAUUUGUGGCAUUAACCUUUUGUUUAUUUUGCAUGAAUGUUGAUGCAGUUGAUGAUGGAUUCAACAUGUGAUGCAAAAUUUAACACACUUUAUUUUAACAUCUGCACAGGUACACAUUAUUGCAACGUUACAUUAAAAUCU
This is a messenger RNA of Paralichthys olivaceus (Japanese flounder), 2366 nucleotides long. RefSeq names its product cytochrome P450 family 27 subfamily A member 2 (gene cyp27a2). The record is from RefSeq and is a predicted model, not a curated record. Gene Ontology annotation, molecular function: heme binding; monooxygenase activity; oxidoreductase activity, acting on paired donors, with incorporation or reduction of molecular oxygen. Gene Ontology annotation, cellular component: mitochondrial inner membrane. NCBI's taxonomy places the organism in Eukaryota, Metazoa, Chordata, Actinopteri, Pleuronectiformes, Paralichthyidae. Gene Ontology annotation, biological process: cellular response to peptide hormone stimulus; cholesterol metabolic process; cortisol metabolic process.